This is a messenger RNA of Limulus polyphemus (Atlantic horseshoe crab), 1774 nucleotides long. RefSeq names its product zinc transporter 2-like. The coding region runs from base 28 to 1488 and encodes 486 amino acids. Lineage: Eukaryota; Metazoa; Arthropoda; Merostomata; Xiphosura; Limulidae. The record is from RefSeq and is a predicted model, not a curated record. Gene Ontology annotation, cellular component: plasma membrane. Gene Ontology annotation, molecular function: zinc ion transmembrane transporter activity. Gene Ontology annotation, biological process: response to zinc ion; zinc ion transmembrane transport. The transcript is spliced from 8 exons.
UUGGAAUAAUAUUACAGCUUCAAUGGUAUGGAUAUAUCGUUGGGUUUAGAAGAGGGGCGUGAUGAGCGUAUUUGUUCGUGUUCUGGGUCAUUAGGGUCAGACCAAAGUUCGCGAGGAUUUGUGGCACUGAACAAUCCAUUUCAAAGAAGCUGUGGUAGUACAGAUAAAAAUCUGAGUAGCGAAGAGGAAUUAUUAAUCCUCGAAAAUUCAAGACUCUCUUUAAUGGAAGACGAAGAAGGUUUUAGCUCUAAUUUUACUAGGCCUAACGUUUGUAGAAGAUGUCGAAGUUUUUCAUCUUCGCUACCCACAACAUCGCCUUCAGCUUCAUAUAUUAUACAUUCUUCAUUUGGAAAUAGAGCUCGUCAUAAUACUGGCGUGAAACAAGAUGCAGGAGAUUCAACUUCACAAUACUUGAUUGAUAAUAAAUACCCAAAUGGUUUAAUGGUAGAAGGACAACUUCUUGAUGAUGAUGAACCCCUACUGGGUGCUGAAGAUUUUGGUGAUGGUGGAACAGAUCACUGUCAUGCAUAUCAGCCAUCAAAAGAAGGAGUUAAGCAAGCCAAACGUCAACUGAUUUUAAGUAGUUGUCUGUGUUUAUGUUUUAUGCUUGGUGAAUUAGUAGGUGGAUAUUUUGCAAACAGCUUAGCCAUCAUGACAGAUGCUGCCCACUUGUUAAGUGAUCUUGCUAGUUUCUUAAUUAGUAUCUUUGCCCUCUGGGUAGGGCAAAAACCUCCCACUAAACGGAUGUCAUUUGGAUUUUACAGAGCAGAAAUUCUUGGAGCAGUCCUUAGUGUUCUGGUCAUCUGGGUGCUAACUGGUAUUUUAGUGUACCUGGCUAUUGAUAGAGUUCGUUUUGAGGACUAUGAGAUUGAUGCUGAUGUGAUGCUUAUUGUGUCUGGUUGUGGGGUUGCAAUGAACAUCAUAAUGGGGCUUGUGCUACAUGGUUCAUGUUUGAGCCAUAGUCACAGCCAUGGGCUAAAUGCUAGUGAAACAAGCAACAGCCAGAACAUCAAUGUCAGAGCAGCAUUCAUUCAUGUUGUAGGAGAUCUCAUUCAGAGUAUAGGUGUCCUUAUAGCUGCCUAUAUUAUUCAUUAUAAGCCGGAAUAUAAGUUAGCAGAUCCUAUUUGUACCUUCAUCUUCUCUGUCUUGGUGCUUUUUACGACUCUAACCAUCAUGAGGGAUGCUGUCCAUGUCCUUAUGGAAGGAUUUCCACGAGAGUUGAAUUAUGCAGUGAUUAAAACCGACCUACAAAAUAUACAAGGAGUGAAAAUGGCCCAUAGUCUUCACAUAUGGUCCUUGACAAUCGAUAAAAAUGCAUUGGCUGUACACUUAGCUAUAGACCCUGAACUUGACCCCCAUGUGGUUCUUCGGACUGCAGAGUAUCUCGUCAGACAAAAGUAUGGUAUCUAUCACACUACUGUUCAGGUGGAGAAGUAUGACCCGACAACGAUGUUGUCCUGUAAUGCAUGUCAGGGACCAAGACAGUGAAUCUAGUGUAACGUAAACCACAUUAAAAAUGUUAUAUGUUGGAAUGCUCUAAGUAAUUUUGCUAACACAACCUGAAACUUCCUUAUCACUAGAAAUUUCUUAAUUUAAACCAAAAUACUUGCAAUCUGUUAGUUUUUUUUUUUUGAUACAAGAAAGAGACCUUUUAUCAGUUGAGUGGUUUAUUAUUGUACAUUUGACAUUUUAUACUGCUUACCUGAAUAAUUUACUAUCACUUACUCAUUAGGUGGUAACUGAAGAUGGUAAACUUGUCAUGUUCUGUGUUAUA